Molecule: messenger RNA, 588 nt
Organism: Anopheles maculipalpis
Lineage: Eukaryota; Metazoa; Arthropoda; Insecta; Diptera; Culicidae
Gene: Pmi
Product: transmembrane protein 11 homolog, mitochondrial
Exons: 4
Coding region: 40-588 (182 amino acids)
Biological process (GO): inner mitochondrial membrane organization
Cellular component (GO): mitochondrial inner membrane
Source: RefSeq, a predicted model, not a curated record
AAAGUACGGCACGGACCGGUUUUUGUGUGCAAAAGUAACAUGUCCGAGCUUGCGACCGAAACGAAACGAUUAAGUCCCAUCGACGAGCUGAUAUCUCCCACCGUACGUGUGAUCCGCGAGGUUUACGAAGGCGAAAAUGCACACGAAAUGUUCCAGUCCGACCUCAACAAGGCACUGUUCGAUAAGGUGCGCUUCAUCGUCAUCGAACCGACCCGACUCGGUGAGGAAACGGAACGAUGGAUCGCGGUCGGCAACUGUCUGCACAAAACCUCCCUAGUCAGUAGUGCCGCAUCGAUAGCAAUUAGUCUCAUCUGGAGGGAAAGGCUCACAAUCUACAGUGCUUCCUUCUGUGCCGUAUCGAUGUUCUGCACCAGCCUGUACGCCAUCUGUUGGACCUGUGAUCCGUGUGUGGAGUAUCAGGUGGAGCGAAAACAGAGAAACCUCAUGAAAAUCCCCGUCCCGGAAGGUGCGUCAUCGCCGGUGGUGCUGGUGCACACUGGGAAUCGGCUCGCCACGUACAGCCACCGAAUUAUGACCGCCCUAGCGACGUCCGUAUGCGUGUGGACCGUGUAUAGGGCAUUAAAAUAG